Molecule: messenger RNA, 774 nt
Organism: Equus quagga
Lineage: Eukaryota; Metazoa; Chordata; Mammalia; Perissodactyla; Equidae
Gene: SIGLECL1
Product: SIGLEC family like 1
Exons: 5
Coding region: 1-774 (257 amino acids)
Biological process (GO): cell adhesion
Cellular component (GO): plasma membrane
Molecular function (GO): sialic acid binding
Source: RefSeq, a predicted model, not a curated record
AUGGAGCUGGGAAGGGGCAGAGCCCAAGCACCUGCCAGGCUGCUCUAUUCCUCUUGUUCCUUGGAGAAGACUCUGAAGUGCAUCUGUCUCUUCCAUGGGAUCCCCACGCCCUCUGUGCAGUGGUGGAUAGGGGGUGCUCCCACAGGUGUGAACAGCACAGACGACGGCAUCCAGGUGACUUCCACCAUAACUGGCCACUGGAUCAACAGCACCAUCAAUCUGACUGAACAGCCAGAAGUGGGCACGAGCCUUCUCUGUGAGGGGAAGAACCCAAAUGGAACCCACGCUCUGACCAUUCUACUGAUGUCAAAAAGGAGUUCUUUGGUUGCCCAGGCUUUCCUGAAAGGGCUGAUCCAGGGCGUUGUCUGUGGAGCCAUUGUGGUAGCACUGCUCUCCCUCUGCCUCGUCCCUCUCAUAGUGAAACGUGUCAGAAUGAAGCAGGCAAAGAAAACUGCAGCAGUCGAACCAGAAAAGAGCCCUAAAGCCAGAGCAUGCCAAGAUCCCAAGAUGUCUCUGAAGCCUGAGGAGCCAGAAAAAGCCACAGUCACCCCAUCUUCGCAGAGCCAGAUAUUGGUGGACCUGAUCCAGAAACCGGAGCUUCACAUUCCUGAGAUUCUUGUGGCUGAGGAGCCCGUGACCUUGACCUGUACCUUCAAAGGCACCUGCAAAGAAACCAAAGCCCCACUCCUCUCCUGGAAAGAGCCCACCACACCCUCCAACACAGACAGCUCCAGCAACUCCUCCACCUCCUCCUCAGUGCUGCACGUCAGCUAG